Molecule: messenger RNA, 1011 nt
Organism: Hylaeus anthracinus
Lineage: Eukaryota; Metazoa; Arthropoda; Insecta; Hymenoptera; Colletidae
Product: hemolymph lipopolysaccharide-binding protein-like
Exons: 4
Coding region: 363-959 (198 amino acids)
Source: RefSeq, a predicted model, not a curated record
CGACUCGUCGCGAUUCAAGGUCCGCGGUGUAGCGAUCCGUGCUCGUGGAAUGCCGGAUUUCCAGUUUGGCUGGCGCGAGCGACAAAGAGGAAGACGACCCCGCAUCGAAGAUCGUCGAAGAGAGGAAGAAGGCGGUGACGAUAGGAGGCAAUCACGCAGAAGCUCGCGGUCAGCAGCAGCGAGCGCAGUCAGUGAGUCCUCGCGAACCGUUGCCGCUCGUUUGCAGCCAUCGAUUCUAUGCAAACGUUGCGCGGGUCUUUCACGAUCCACCGGUGAACAGUGAAACGCUUCGAGUAUCGUACGUUCGCAGGAUUGUUAGAAAAUACCCGAUAGGUCGGUCGACCGUACAAGUUGUCUCCGAGAUGUUCAAGCUCACGGUAAUCGUCCUCGCCUUUUUGAACGGAAUGCUUAGCGACGUGGCGUCCGUCACCGGCGAAACUUACGACUCAGGUCGCUCGUCCGCGGACUCCGUGCAGUGCCAAAACAAUUACGACGCGGACAAGCAGUCGUUUUUCGUUAACGGCCGGCAACGCGGUACUCCGAACGACGCGAAGAUGAAAGAAGGGUACACCAUCACGCGCGGCAUCGGAGCUCACAAGCUGUUUAACAAGAGGCUCAAGUGGAACGCGGCUCGCCAGACCUGCAUGAGAGACGGAGGUUACUUGGCUAUUAUAAACUCGGUGGCCGAGGAGAGCGUGCUGCUGCGAUAUAUGGAGCAGCAGAACAUCGCGGAAGCCUGGCUAGGUAUACACGAUCUAUUCGAAGAGGGAGACUGGGUGACUCUUACGGGCGAGUCGCUGGAAGAAGCUGGCUUCGACAAAUGGACCACGGCGUUCGCGAACGAGCCCGACAAUUACGGAGGGAACCAGAACUGUGGAGUCCUCGUAAAAGCCAGCGGCCUCGACGACGUCGUGUGUACUCUGCACCACUUCUACAUCUGCGAGAUCGACGUCGUCUGAGCUCGUCGGCUCCACCCAUGCGCGCGAUUAUUUUAAUUGGUUUAAUAAACUU